Fonsecaea multimorphosa CBS 102226 is the source of this 1590-nucleotide messenger RNA. RefSeq lists its product as uncharacterized. The transcript has a single exon. NCBI's taxonomy places the organism in Eukaryota, Fungi, Ascomycota, Eurotiomycetes, Chaetothyriales, Herpotrichiellaceae. Gene Ontology annotation, molecular function: LPPG:FO 2-phospho-L-lactate transferase activity. The record is from RefSeq and is a predicted model, not a curated record. Bases 1 to 1590 code for a protein of 529 amino acids.
AUGCUCACCCCUAAGGGCAUCGUGGUCUUCUCCGGUGGCAGCGCUGCCAACUCCCUCGUCGACGUCUUCGAAGCCGUUCGCGAGAGCAAAGACUGCCCUUUAUCCUACAUCAUCCCCAUAAGUGAUAACGGCGGCUCUUCUUCUGAAUUGAUACGUGUCUUUGGCGGACCAGGGAUCGGUGACGUACGAAGUCGACUGGUCCGGUUGAUUCCCACCGAUCCGCCCUCGACGGAGAGGUCGGCCAUUUCCAACCUGUUCAAUCACCGCUUGUCGUCGUCUUCCUCGACGGACGCUGCGAGUCAAUGGCAGAGCAUAGUCUGGGGCACGUCCGAGCUCUGGAACGGCAUCCCCUCGGCCAAAAAGGAGCUGAUCCGGUCGUUUCUCAACCUGCUGAACCUGGAGAUCCUGAAGCGCGCGAGACCUUCUUCGACUUUCGACUUCACGUCGGCCAGCGUCGGCAACCUUUUUUUGACCGGUGCACGGCUCUUCAGUGGUAGUUUCGAGUCGGCGAUUUACUUGUUGAGCAGCCUGUGCGCCAUCCCCGACGGAGAGGUGCGCGUUAUCCCCAGCAUCAAUUCCAACUUCUCCCACCACAUCGCGGCCGGGCUGGCGAAUGGCGAGACCAUAGUAGGACAGAACAACAUUUCGCAUCCUGCGGCCAAGACCGCCUUGGAGAUGCCGACAGUGUCGCCUACAAACACGCCACCGGACGUCCGUGCUCGCCAUCAUGUCGAGCACUCUGAGGAGAUCGAGGACGCUCACUUGCCAGGGACGCUCCCGACGCUGCGGCAGCGAAAUAUUAAAUUCAGCAAAGAUCUUGACCAAGACCUCCCGGCCCGUAUCGAGCGAAUUUGGUACAUCAAUCCCUACGGACAAGAAAUGCUGCCACCUGCAAACCCACGAGUGCUCUCCGCGAUCAAGCAAUCCCAAGCUGUCAUAUACUCUAUCGGCUCCCUGUUCACCUCAAUCAUUCCUUCCAUUGUCCUCAAAGGAGUCGGCGAAGCUCUAAGCUCGACGCCCGCCCGUCAUAAGAUUCUCAUUCUGAACGGCUCCUUGGAUCGCGAGACAGGUCCGAGUUCAAAUCCCUUUUCAGCCUUUGACUUCGUGGAAGCCAUCGCCCGUGCUUGCGAACAGUCACAGGGACGUCUAUGGAGACCUAAGCUUCAUACCUCGCGGUCAGACGACACAUUGAAAACGUCAGCACCAUCAACUCCUGCAGCUAGUCGACACGGCGAAUUUCUUUUUCCAGGCACAAACCACCAUCCACGUGAAGCUGCUCGGGAUUCGGUUUACCGUAAAUAUGUGACCCAUGUCAUUCACCUGACCGGUGAAGGAACUCCACGUGUCGACCGGAAUCAUCUUGCUUCUCUUGGGAUUGAUUGUUUGAAGCUGUACGGUCGCAAGAGCUCAAAAGGCGACAUGUACUACGAUCCGCAAGCCCUGGUUGGCGCCAUCGAAGCAAUCCUUGGCAAAAAAGGAGAUGCCAUGGCUGUGAGCAGAAGCCGGAGAAACACCGUCGAUGCAAACGCCCUGUCUCAACUGCAGGAAGCAAGGACAAAUGCUCGAAUGGAGGCCCUCAAGUCUCCGUGA